Molecule: messenger RNA, 2384 nt
Organism: Scleropages formosus (Asian bonytongue)
Lineage: Eukaryota; Metazoa; Chordata; Actinopteri; Osteoglossiformes; Osteoglossidae
Exons: 2
Coding region: 568-1563 (331 amino acids)
Source: RefSeq, a predicted model, not a curated record
UACAAAACACAAAACUGUGGGUAUGGAAACAAGCCUCAAUUGUUGAUGCAAGUUUGGAAGACCAUCAUAUGAACUUCCUGUUGCACGAGUGUGUCAUUCUGGGGUUAGCAGAGAGGAAAAUGGCUGGUUGGGGUUUAUUAUUACACUGUUUUUUUUUUAUGCAAAAGGGUACAUGUGCACACACAAAAAGUCUAUCAAUGUUCUGUAAUCCAAAGUGUAUUUUGAAUGUACGUUUCUUAAACACAGCUUGAGUUUAUUAAAGUUUUAAAGGCACUGGAUUUCUUAGCACAGUUCAUUAUCACUUUGAAAUAAACCCCAGAAGUAGCUUUCCCACAUAUCUCCAAAAACUUGGUACAGGAAGAGGAAACAAUGUGGUAAGGAGAUAAAGUAAAAACUGAAAAGUACACUGCUUGUGUGUAACGUUUCAUAACAGGAUCAGUACAGAUUUUGAAUUUAAGGUCUGUGCUGCGUUCCUGUGCCAGUUGACACGCCAUUGGAGGAAGUGAGUGCUGACACACUGCGUGCGCUCUACACACCGUGGAAAUCGAAACAAAGCUGAAAAACAAAAUGAAGGUACAAGGAACCAGUUCUACUGAGAACCUGCUUGUACUGGAGAAAAUUGCAGCAAAUGACAUCACUUCAAGGGCAAACUACUGCUAUGCCCUCUUCUGGUCCCUGGGCACAGCCACAGGGCUCUUCCUCUACUACAGCUUUAUGAAGCGCUGCCGGCAGACCAAGGGCAACUGGACGUGGCGUGACACAGUCCUCUGCAACUACUGCAUCUCCGAAUUCUACAUCCUGCUCUUCUCCAUGUCCUCCCUGGUACACAGGCCCGACUACAUGCACGUCACGAACAUCAACUGCGCUGUGCUCUCCUUUGUCUUCAACUUGGCCUGCAUCUGCGGAGAGUUCCUGCAGGUGCUCAUGGCCCUCAUCUUCGCAUGUCACAAAGACCAUUUCCCCCUCCAACGUUUCACGAGGGUCCAAGACCGGCCAAUCGCAGCUGUGGGCGUGACAUCCCUUCUCUCCCUGCUGCUCUGCGUGGUGUUGGCGGUACUGCGCGAACAGCAGCCGCUCCAUGACUACACAGACUGCCAGCUGGACCCCUUCGAUGCCCCGUACACCUAUGACGUGGUCAAGAUGACCAUAGGAUUCAUCUUUCCCAUUUUCCUCAAGCUAGUUCUCCUAGUCGUCUGGAUUCUGAAUGACCCCAGCUUCCUGUCAAGCCUUAAAGAUAACCCCGUUUACCCUGCAGUUACCACGGUGACCUUUGCCUGCCGCCUAUUCUACAAUAUCGUGCUGAUGGACAGAGCGGCCAUGAAGCCUGGAAAGCCCUCACUGUGGAAAGAGGCGCUAAUGACCGUGGCGGAGUUUGUGCUCUUCUCGGGCAGCAGCAUCUGCCUUGUCCUCGUUUUGUGUCUCCACGGGCCCUGCCGGGCAACCCUAAAAGAAACCGCGGGUCACCUGCAAAAAUGUUGCAGUGGGAUAGGUGGCCGGGAUGCCAACCGCCGCGUCAUGGCCACCCAUAUAGAGUUUCAGCAGACCGCAGUGACAGACAACUGAACGCUUCCCUCCGUUUAGCUUCCUCAACCACAGCAACAGCUCUUGGUGUUAAAACUCGCAAAGAUUUGCUUUCAUUAAAUACUCAAGACCUUUGACAUUGACCUCAUAUUUUAGCGGAUCUAGCAAUAAACAAAUGCUAACGUUUUGCCGACUUUUUUUAACGUUUAAAUAAACCGUUUGGUAGGUCUCAAACACCCUGAUGCAAAUAUGACAAAGUUCCCAUCCAUGCUUUACUGAAAACAAGUAAAAAGCAUGACUAUCACAGUGUAUCUGAAGAGAAACAUCUGUAAGAGAUGUUAAAAUUAUUACAGCUACGCAGAAAAAGGAGGAAUAUAGAGGUAGUUGAUAUAAAAAUAAGAUUCUUAAUGCAACUUUUGACAGAAUGUGAAUGACUGAAGGUGACUUUUCACACAAGGGACCCUAGAAAAAUCCAUAUAUUUUUCCACCAACAGUUAUUUCACUCUCAGACACCUUAUCAGUCCGGGUGCUUCAGCAUCCUCACACCGUUUAGGAUUAACAUGGAAAUCGAAGGAUAGAGCAAGGGGGAUCCACUGCUACAGCGGUGCCCAGUGGGAACACACCAGCUGAAGGGUUACCGUAGGAAAAAAACCCUGUUAAACAGGACUAUGACACUGUGCAGCUACAUUUCAUUCACUGCAUUUAAGGCUUCUGACAAAAUUCAGGAAUGUUUAACACUUUAAGUGUAUAUUGUGUAUUCAGAAUUGUUCUGUACAAUUUGCUCCUUCAGAGAACUAAAGGUUUUGUACUUUUGUGCUUUGAAGAACAGGAAUAAAAAAAGCAAUAUGUGCAAACCUUGGUUC